AGCACAGAGCAGUCGGAAACGCUGCAGCAGACCACAGACUUCUCGCCACAACACCACACAACACACACCACACACUCACACAUGCACACACACACAUACAGCUAGAGGAAGAGAGAGGCAGAGGCGUAACCAGGAGAAGCAUCGUCAAGGAAAAGGAAAGCCACUCUUUUGUCUCCAUGGACACUCAACUUCCUCCAAGCAGUUCUUAGUCCGUGUAGCGCAGCAGCGGGCUCUUGCCAUCCGCUUAAUAAUUCAUCAGGUCGGUCUCUGAGCUUUGAGCCUGCAGCGCUCUCCAACUUUUCCCCUCUAACUUUCACAGCAGCAGUCGGCUGUUUCAGCAACUCUCCUUUUAUACUUCAAACGGCUGGCACAGAGGCGGUGGAGAACAGGUUCAGGCACUUUGUGAGCAUCUUGUGUGUGUUUGUGCGUGCGUGUGAGUGUGUGUGUGUGUGUGUGAGGACAGUAGGCGAAAGGUGUGCGUGUGUGUCAUCUGGGCAUCCUGCUCGUCUCAUUCUUGGACUUGGAACCCAUUGUUAAAAGUGCAGUUCUUGUGGGACCGGACGAGCAAGAGGCGGUGUGAGAAGCACUCUGGAGUCCCCCGAGAGGCUCGUAUGGGACGUACGCCUCGUCUAUGAGCACCGCUGCUGAAAGCAGUGUUUAGGCUGUCGUUAGGGGCUGUCUGCGCUCCCUUGGAUUCUCUCUCAUCAUGGCCGGCUGCACCAGCCGCUGCAGACAGGGGGUGCUAAAGCUCAUUCAGUCCCUCCAGAGGCUUGUUUCAGGAACCCUCAGCAAAGAUAAGAUAGAUGACGAAUUAGAGAUGACGAUGGUCUGCCAUCGGCCGGAGGGUCUCGAGCAGCUCGAGGCGCAGACAAACUUCACCAAACAAGAGCUACAGGUCCUUUACAGAGGCUUCAAAAACGAGUGUCCAAGUGGAGUGGUGAACGAGGAGACAUUUAAACACAUUUAUGCACAGUUUUUUCCACAUGGAGAUGCAAGCACAUAUGCACAUUAUCUCUUCCAUGCGUUCGACACCAGAAAUAACGGAUCCAUAAAGUUUGAGGACUUUGUGAUGGGACUGUCUACUCUCCUGAGGGGGACGGUCAGAGAGAAACUGGAAUGGACAUUUCAUCUCUAUGACAUUAACAAAGACGGAUUUAUCAAUAAGGAGGAAAUGACAGAAAUAGUGAGGGCCAUCUAUGACAUGAUGGGGAAGUACACGUAUCCAGCUUUAAAAGGGGAUGUACCAAAGCAGCAUGUGGAUGCCUUCUUUGAGAAAAUGGACAAAAACAAAGAUGGAGUUGUAACAUUGGAGGAGUUUGUACUUGCCUGUCAGGAGGACGAAAACAUGAUGAGAUCCAUGCAGCUCUUCGAAAAUGUGAUGUAGAGAAGCUCCACCAGAAGAAGAAAAGAACAAAACAGAGCGUGGGAAACGGAACGAAGGGACUUUACAUUUAAAUAUAUAUGUGCUAUAUUUCACUGAGUUCUGGGGGAAUAUGACGGCAUGAGAGGAAUGAGAGUCUGUGGGCUUACUUUUUCUCUCUCUAUUCAAAUCUUUGUAACAUAUUCAGUGUUGUUUCCCGCUGGUGUUUUGGGAAACUGCCAGCCCAGAAUCCACUUUGAUCCAGCCACGGAAGACUGCGUAUGUUUGAAAGGCAUUGUGCAUUUCCUGAGUGAGUGGUGAUGAUCAACAUCCUUCUUCCUUACGAAAAACAGAAAGCCACUCUCAAACAGUUUUUCAUUUGCUUGACCCUAGAGCUCAGGACUCUACUUUUAGUGUACCGGAACUGCAUCCGGGAGGAACGGCAGCCUCCUUUGCUUGCUUUCUUUGCCAGAAGCGCUUGCAUGAGAAAAACCAGCAGACGUGUUCCCUAUGAGUUGCUUGAAAAUAAUGCUGGCCCUCAAAAUAUCGAAUUUCGUGAUUUAUUUAUCUCUGCGAGGGGUUUAGAGGUUACUUAAUUUGAUGUUGAUUCUGUCUUGUGUUGUCAGCGCUGUUUGUUAGUAAUUGCUGUGUCCAGUCCGCCCACUUAAUGUAUGUCUACCUGUCUCAGUACUUACCAAGCCAUUUAUGCCCACCAGAUCAUAGUGAAUAAGGUGGGACUGAAGGUAAAAGUCUGUGUAUCCAAGUAUGGAUGUAAGUGAGGAGUAUUAACGAAACUAUAGAAACUGUAUUCAAUCCCAACAAAUGACAAUCUAGUCCCUGGAUCCCCUUCUGUCCCCAGAUACCUCUGCACAGUUUCAAGAAGGAGGACUGUAUUUGUAAGAGAGAAAGAGAGAGAGAGAGCGAGAAAAUAAAAAAAACAUAAAUCACAUAAUAAAGAUAAAUAAUAGUUAUUUAUGGGUCAGGGUCAGUCGUAGGACAAAUAAGCUAUGUAUAUACUUGCAAGAAUGGUGCCACAUGAAGAAAUGUCCAAUGAGGCAGAUACAAACUGUGAAAAUGAAGUAUGAGAAAUAUGCUGUGCAAUUCAAAUCUCAGUCAAAAAUGAUUAAAAACAUUUGUGGAAUAACA
Puntigrus tetrazona (Sumatra barb) is the source of this 2506-nucleotide messenger RNA. It is a transcript of the gene kcnip1b, whose product is annotated as Kv channel interacting protein 1 b. The record is from RefSeq and is a predicted model, not a curated record. The coding region runs from base 707 to 1384 and encodes 225 amino acids. Gene Ontology annotation, cellular component: voltage-gated potassium channel complex. Lineage: Eukaryota; Metazoa; Chordata; Actinopteri; Cypriniformes; Cyprinidae. Gene Ontology annotation, molecular function: potassium channel regulator activity; calcium ion binding; transmembrane transporter binding. Gene Ontology annotation, biological process: regulation of potassium ion transmembrane transport. The transcript has 8 exons.